This is a messenger RNA of Cylas formicarius (sweet potato weevil), 3375 nucleotides long. RefSeq names its product serine/arginine repetitive matrix protein 1-like. Bases 279 to 3206 code for a protein of 975 amino acids. NCBI's taxonomy places the organism in Eukaryota, Metazoa, Arthropoda, Insecta, Coleoptera, Brentidae. Gene Ontology annotation, molecular function: RNA binding. Gene Ontology annotation, biological process: mRNA processing; regulation of mRNA splicing, via spliceosome. The transcript is spliced from 8 exons. The record is from RefSeq and is a predicted model, not a curated record. Gene Ontology annotation, cellular component: spliceosomal complex.
GCCAUUGCCAUAGAUUAAAGAGUGAAAACGCCGUUCGUUGUCGCCAUCACCGGCCAUCAAAUCAAUUCGGUAAAUUUCACUUUAAUUUUGGAAGGAAUUACGUGUAUUACUUCAUAUAGCUCUUUGGUUAUUGAGAUUGUACGGUGGAAACAAAACUUAGAUAUUUGGGAUGUUUGUAAUGCUUUUGUCCGAAGUUAAGUGACGCUACAUGCUACACGUUCUGCUCUUUCUCGAUUGGACUGACUGGAAAAACUACCUAUUAAAUAAGAUAGUGCUGUAUGAUUAUGUACACGGGCACUACAACAGAGCAAGACAACCGCUUUAGCGACAAAGAGAAGAAACUUCUAAGACAAAUGAGGUUCAGUGACUGCUUGAGUCAAAGGGUGGAUAUGUCCAAAAUUAAAUUGGACGUCAUCAAGCCUUGGAUUCAAGACAAACUCACUGAAAUUCUUAAAAUUGACGACGAUGUUGUUGUGGAUUUUGUUUACAAUCAGCUUGAUGAAAAGUUUCCUGAUCCCAAAAAGAUCCAGAUAAAUUUGACUGGAUUCCUUCAAGGCAAAAAUGCUCGAGAAUUCAUGGCUGAAUUAUGGGCUUUACUGCUAUCAGCUCAGGAAAAUCCUACCGGAAUACCAGAUUCUUUGAUACACCUGAAAAGAGAGGAGCUUGCUAAAAAAAAGGAAAAAGACGAUAAGGAACGGGAAAGUAAGGAGCGCGGCCGCGAGCGGGAGAAGCAAAAAGAGCGGGACAAGUCGCACAAGGAUCGAAAAUAUGAACGCAAUAGGUCGAAAUCUCGACGGUCUCGGUCUCGAUCCCGUUCGCGUUCCCAGUCCAAGGGCAAGGACAAGUCGAGCGAGAGGUUCAGCCGGAACAGGAGUAGCGAGAAAACAAAGGACAGCCGAGAGAGACGAUCGCCGAGCAACAGGCAGUCGAGGAGCCCGAGCUCGAAGAACGUCGGAGACGGCAGGCAGUCGCGCAGUCCAGGUAUUCGCGAGAAUAAAUCUAGGAGUCCAGCCCGCCGGUCCACAAGCUGGGACCGCAGUUCCAAAGGGCGGGACAAAAACAACACGGGGAAUCAGAAGUCGGGCGGUAGUAGCCCAAAGAAUUCGCGUAGCAAGAGCAAAUCACCAUCGGUGAAAGCCAAUAGCGAUGCUAAAAACAAUGGAAACGCGAGUCCUAAUGAACGAAAGAACGCGGCAACUGAUCAGACCGCUGCCAAAGAGAAGGAAGGGCCUCCCAGUCAACCGAUAUCGAAACUCCAAGCUAAACUGAUGUCUCUUGCGGACAGCAAUCGGAACCAGCGUUCGCCGUCAAAUUCGAGAUCGCGGAGUCCAUCCAAAUCAAAGUUCCGAUCUUCAAGCAGGGAAUCCUACAAGCGUAAGUCAAGGUCACGUUCAGCCGACGAUAAGAAGGGGAGAAGAUCUCGAUCGAGUUCGAGAGGCUCAAGGGGCGACUUUGAGCUGAGGAAGAAGGAAAAUAGCGUACAGAAGAAACGUCACUAUCGAUCCAACAAAGACAGUUCAGAUAGUGAGGCAGAAACAAAGAAGAGGUCUAGAUCAAGGAAGAGAAGUCUGGAAACGAAUAGGAGCAAAAGGAAAAGCACUUCCAGGUCUAGAACUCGAAGGUCUGGUUCAAGGAAAAGAAGUGUCUCAAGAAGGCGUAGCACUUCCAAGCGACGAAGCCUCAGUAGAAGGCGAAGGAGCGUCUCCAGGAAUCGCCGAAGUGUUUCACGGAGGAGGAGUGUUCGCGGCAGACGCAGCUACAGCAGACAUCGUAGCCCCAGCUAUUCAAGGCGAAGGAGCAGUAGAAGCAGAAGAACGCCGCGAAGACGCAGUCGCAGCGUGAGCCACCGUCGCAGCAGGGACAGGAGAUUGGCACGACGAAGCCGUAGCAGAAACAGAACAUAUCGACGGUCUUCGCCCGUCAAGGAUCGCAGGAGAUCGAAAUCCAGGGACAGAAGAUCAAGGUCGAGAAGGCGAUCUCGCGGCAGCACCAAGAGGUGGUCGCCUAGUCGUGACAGAGGUAGAGACAAAGGCAGAAAAUCGAGCCCCAGUCCACAGAAGAAAGAAGUGAGGAAGGAGAGGGAAGGUUCCAGACAGGGGAGAUCGUCGGUCCCGAAAACCGUCAAUGAGAAAAAGAGCGUGGAACAUCAGAAAAAAACAGACGACAGUCGGAAGAAAGGAGAUGCAGAUAUUGAUCACAAAGACGAGAAAAAGAAAACUGUUUCGGAGAGUAGUUCGUCAGGGUUCGGAUUGCGCUCUAAAGACAAGGAGCAGAAAUUGAAGUCACGUAGCGUGAGCCCGAGAAAUAAAUACCCUAUACCUCCAUUUGGCCCACCAAGGUAUUCUCGUAGUCUGUCGCGUACACCAUCGCCCUUCAUAAAAGCCAAAGAAUUUCCGCCGAAAACAAAAGCGGCCACAUUGAAAGAUGAAAAGAGAAAGUCACUGAAGGAAGAAACUGAAAUUAAAACCAAGUCGUCGCGGGUUAGGAAAUCAUCUCGUAGUUCAGACUCGGAUUCUAGCGAUUCAGACAGCGAAAAGGAAAAGAAGAGGAAAGUGAAAAGGAAGAGAAAGCCUAAGAAACAUGAUACAAGCUCAAGCGAUAGUGAUGACGAACGUUCUUCAGUUAGUAAACGUGGAAAGAGCAGUAGCCCUGAGGUAGAAGUUAAAUCAAAGAAGGGCAAAGAGAGAAAAAAGCGGGCUUCGAGUGAGGAACGGGUGGUUAAGAAGCGAAGGCAGACUACUGAUUCGGAAGACGACAAGAAGCUAAAAAAGAAACGAGCGCGGUCAUCGAGUUCGGACAAAGUUAAAAAGACAAAACGUGACGAGUCGAGCGAUAAUGAGGUUUCGAAGAAGAGUAAAAAGAAACACGACAGCUCCGACGAAUCGGGUAAAGACAGUUCCAAGAGGCAGAAGAAGAAUAGUUCAUCUGAUAGUGAGGAAGAUGUAGUGAAGAAGAGGAGACAUAAGAAGAAACCAAAGUCGGCGAGCGAGUCGGACGAUGACGGUGAGAGCAAAAAACGCAAAAAGGAGAAGAAACAUAAGAAGAGGAAGAAGCAUUCAAAAAAGCAUAAGAAACAUAAAAAGAAGAAGGUUGAGAGUGACGAUUCAGAUUCAGACGCAGAUGCCGUUGUUGAAGAUGAGAAGAAAUUGAGGGAGAAAGCUUUGAAGUCCAUGAAGAGACAGAAUUCAAGUGAAAAGUCAGAUUAAUGUCUUUUUAUUUAAAACGUUUAGUUGUAAGACGUAUUGUAUUGUUCUAUAAACCUUAUCAAAUUACUUGAUUGAUGGAUACAUCUCUUGGAGUUAACUUUUGAUUAAUUGCUCUAAGAAGUGUUCAUAUAGCCAACAUCGUUUUCAAUAAACUUUAUUUUGACCAUGA